CUCCAGGAGCCGCAUUCCAGGAUAAGGGGGGUGGGGAGAGGCCGGGCAGGGGGAGGGGCAGGAAAGAGGGCUAUAAGGGCCGUGGCCCAGGCGGGCGGGAGCCAGGCGGGCCAUGGCGGAUGUCCCCGGGGCGCAGCGACCGGUUCCUAGCGGCCCAGAGCCCCGGGACCCCCUGGACUGCUGGGCCUGCGCUGUGCUGGUCACCGCCCAGAAUCUGCUGGUGGCUGCCUUCAAUCUUCUCUUGCUGGCGCUGGUGCUGGGGACCAUCUUGCUACCUGCUGUCACCAUGCUAGGCUUCGGCUUCCUCUGCCAUUCCCAGUUCCUGCGUUCCCAGGCACCCCCUUGCACCGCGCACCUGCGGGACCCGGGCUUCACUGCCCUGCUGGUCACUGGAUUCCUGCUCCUCGUGCCGCUGCUCGUGCUUGCCCUGGCCAGCUACCGCCGCCUCUGUCUGCGCCUCCGCCUGGCUGACUGCCUCGUGCCCUACAGCCGAGCUCUCUAUCGGCGUCGGCGCACCCCGCAGCUGGGACAAAUCCGGGCCUCGCCAGGAUCCCAGGCCGUUCCCACAUCAGGAAAGGUCUGGGUUUGAGAACCCUCGAGUCAAGAACAACCCUCCCUUUUAGCGGCCCAAGAACUUGAAGCCCGGGGGUCUUCCUACCUGCCCUGCCCCCACCCCUGCCUCAGCCUGGUCCCAGGAUCCCCUUGGCAAACAGCAUUUGUGGACCCAAUGCUGGUGAAAAUUCGCCACAUCCCGGAAAACCCUUUCCUCUCACUACCCAUAUCUGAAUCCUGAACAUCUGGGCUGGACCCUGCGCACACACGCUCUGCCCCCCACCCCCACCUUGUGAAUAAGACAACUGAACCUCGCUGGUGCCCUCCUUUUCCGAUGCAACUCCUUUAGUAUUUACGGGCUGGUGGGUGACGUUGGAGGGGAAGGAGUGAUCACAUAUCAAUAAAGAAUUAAUGAACUGAAUGUGCUCCUGGGAUCCUGUGAACAGAGG
Messenger RNA from Rhinolophus ferrumequinum (greater horseshoe bat), 1001 nucleotides. RefSeq names its product transmembrane protein 88 (gene TMEM88). Gene Ontology annotation, cellular component: plasma membrane. Gene Ontology annotation, biological process: negative regulation of canonical Wnt signaling pathway. Lineage: Eukaryota; Metazoa; Chordata; Mammalia; Chiroptera; Rhinolophidae. The record is from RefSeq and is a predicted model, not a curated record. The transcript has 2 exons. Gene Ontology annotation, molecular function: PDZ domain binding. Bases 113 to 589 code for a protein of 158 amino acids.